UUGCUGUUCUGAUUGGAUGCAAAAGAAAAAGUUUCAGGGCGGAGGAGUAAUAUUUUGCUGCAUUUUGUUAUCACUAAACAAUUUUAAUUUUGCUCUGUGAUUCAGGGACUGAGCAGUUUGAUUGCAUCCUCAGAGCCAGUCCUCAAUCACUCUCGACUAGUGAUUGGAAAAUCUCAAAUUGGAUCUCUCGCGACACUGAGACCGAAUUUCGGUAUAAUUCCGCCCGUGUAAUCCAACAAAACGCCCCAUUUCCAUUCUCAAAAGCAAUCAUGCUGGUGCUAGUGUUGGGCGAUCUACACAUUCCGCAGCGAUGCAGUAGUUUGCCGGCCAAAUUCAAGAAGCUACUCGUUCCGGGCCGAAUCCAUCACAUCCUGUGCACCGGAAACCUGUGCAGCAAGGAGUCAUUCGACUAUCUGAAAACAUUGGCCAACGAUGUGCACAUCGUGCGGGGCGACUUCGACGAAAACAUGAACUAUCCGGAGCAGAAGGUCGUAACGGUGGGCCAGUUCCGGGUGGGGUUGACUCACGGCCAUCAGGUGGUUCCGUGGGGCGAUCCGGAAGCCUUAGCUCUGAUCCAGCGGCAGUUGGAUGUGGAUAUACUGAUCUCCGGGCAUACCCACAAGUUCGAGGCGUACGAACACGAGAACAAGUUCUACAUCAAUCCGGGUUCGGCCACGGGGUCUUACUCGGCUCUGGACUCGGCCGUAAUUCCUUCUUUCGUUUUGAUGGACAUUCAGAGCACGACGGUCGUCACGUACGUCUAUCAGCUCGUUGGGGACGAUGUCAAGGUGGAGCGGAUUGAGUAUAAGAAAAAUUGAAGCCUUUAUGAUCUAUGUAUAUAUUAUUAUUGAACUAUGUUACUGUAUUUGACCUAAUACGCCAAGAAUAAACGAUGGAUUAUAACUGAUACAA
Molecule: messenger RNA, 912 nt
Organism: Aedes albopictus (Asian tiger mosquito)
Lineage: Eukaryota; Metazoa; Arthropoda; Insecta; Diptera; Culicidae
Gene: Vps29
Product: vacuolar protein sorting-associated protein 29
Exons: 2
Coding region: 270-818 (182 amino acids)
Biological process (GO): intracellular protein transport; retrograde transport, endosome to Golgi
Cellular component (GO): retromer complex; endosome
Source: RefSeq, a predicted model, not a curated record